This is a messenger RNA of Arctia plantaginis, 381 nucleotides long. The record is from the annotation of a GenBank genome assembly. Lineage: Eukaryota; Metazoa; Arthropoda; Insecta; Lepidoptera; Erebidae.
AUGUCAAGGAUUGUCUCCCUAGAUGGUAUCCAGGGUCUGAUGAUGGAGUCAGCAGGUGAUGGGACGGAACUCCUAAGGUUCACAUCCUAUCUUAUCGUGUUAGGGCUCGUUGGAUUCGUCAUGUCAAGGAUUGUCUCCCUAGAUGGUAUCCAGGGUCUGAUGAUGGAGUCAGCAGGUGAUGGGACGGAACUCCUAAGUCACACAUCCUAUCGUAUCGUGUUAGGGCUCGUUGGAUUCGUCAUGUCAAGGAUUGUCUCCCUAGAUGGUAUCCAGGGUCUGAUGAUGGAGUCAGCAGGUGAUGGGACGGAACUCCUAAGUCACACAUCCUAUCGUAUCGUGUUAGGGCUCGUUAGAUUUGUCGUGCCAAGAGCUUUCUCAUAA